Sinocyclocheilus rhinocerous is the source of this 900-nucleotide messenger RNA. RefSeq names its product mitochondrial folate transporter/carrier-like. Bases 1 to 777 code for a protein of 258 amino acids. The transcript has 6 exons. The record is from RefSeq and is a predicted model, not a curated record. Lineage: Eukaryota; Metazoa; Chordata; Actinopteri; Cypriniformes; Cyprinidae. Gene Ontology annotation, biological process: nucleotide transport; transmembrane transport.
AUGCGACCCCAGUACGAUGGCAUGGUGCACUGCAUGAAGACCAUCUGGAAGCUGGAAGGGAUUAGAGGUCUCUAUCAGGGUGUGACCCCCAACAUCUGGGGGGCCGGGGCAUCGUGGGGCCUGUACUUCCUCUUUUAUAAUGCUAUUAAAGCGUACACGCAGGAGGGACGGCAAACAGAGCUGAGUGCUGGCGAACACCUGGUGUCUGCAGCGGAGGCAGGUCAGUUUGAGAAAGAGCCACCUUGCAGCAGUCAUACCAACCCGGUCUGGGUGACAAAGACCCGGCUGGUGCUGCAGUACAAUGCAGACCCUUCACGGAAGCAGUACAAGGGAAUGAUGGACGCCCUCGUGAAAAUAUACCGUCACGAGGGUAUCCCGGGACUCUACAGGGGUUUCGUGCCUGGACUGGUGGGGACUUCCCAUGCUGCACUGCAGUUCAUGACCUAUGAGGGGCUAAAAAGAGAGCAGAACAAAUACAAGAAGAUGCCAUCUGAAUCGCUGCUGUCUCCAUUGGAAUACAUCACCAUGGCAGCCAUUUCCAAAAUAUUUGCUGUAGCAGUGACCUACCCGUACCAGGUGGUGCGCGCUCGCCUGCAGGACCAGCACAACAACUACAGCGGCAUCGUGGACGUCAUCCAGAGGAUGUGGAGCAACGAGGGGAUCGAGGGCUUUUACAAAGGCAUGGUCCCAAACCUGGUGCGAGUCAUUCCAGCGUGCUGCAUCACAUUUUUGGUGUUCGAAAAUGUGUCGCGCUUACUUUUGGGCGAGUAUCACUAAAGCUUCAGGUGCGCUCGCACCAAACGCAGCCACGGACCAACUCAACGCAAUAUACCAGGACUGUGUGAGUGUGUGUGAGAGAGUGUGUGAGAGUGUGUGUGUGUGUGUCUGUGAGUGUGUGUG